UCGAAAAUCAGAUCGAAAUUUGCUUUUGACCAGGCUGCUCCCAGGAGUAUCACAUUUCCCUCUUCUGUCUUCAUCCACGCACAACACAAGCAAGCCUGAAAACCAUGGACAGUGAGAACAAGUUCGCGAUCCACGCAGCUUGUCGUGAGGGAAGGUACGCCGCGGUUGAGUCUCUUCUCAAUGUGGACCCCAAGCUAGCAAACAGGAAAGACGACGAUGGAAGACUACCUAUCCACUGGGCCGUGUCGUCAAACCAGUUUGAGAUUGCAAAUCUCCUGGUAUCUCAGAAGAAUUUCGAUCCGGAUGUACAGGACGACAGCGGCUGGACCCCAUUGAUGAUCGCAGUGAGCAUCAAGGAUGGCGAGAAGUUAGUAGAUCUGCUGCUGAGCAAAGGGGCAGAUGUUAAUGAGAAGAACAACAGUGGUCAGACUGCUUUACACUUUGCAGCCUCCAAAAACAACCUCGACGUUGCCCGAAAGCUCCUCGAUCAGAAACCUCCCGCCUCCGCCCGGGUGCGUGACCGCCGGGGCCAGUAUGCUCUCCACCGCGCCGCCGCCGUGGGCUCUACUCCGAUGGUGAACCUGCUCAUCGGCCAGGGGAAGAGUCCGCUGAAUGCGACCGACUCGGAUGGACAGACUGCUCUGCAUCAUGCCAUUGCCGAGGGUCACGGAGAUACGGCUGUGGCUCUGCUCAAGGCUGGUGCCGAAACAGAUAAGAAGGACGCAGAUGGAAACCUCGCCAUAGACUUAGCGCCUGAUAGGGAAGUCCGCAAGUACAUUGAACAGGUUGCGGAACGGGAAGGCGUCGACCUUCCAAGUGGAUCAUCGGCUUGAGUCGACAAGACCUAGCAAAGUGAGGAAAGAAGGGAACCCCAAGGAAUUAACCGAGAAUAAAAGGUAAAGACCAAGAAGCGAAGCUCGAUUAAAUCACAAUAUAAAAUGCACCACACGUAAAUCUAGUUCAAGACAAGCGGGUGAAAAUGGCCACAAGCAAGAGAGAAAAAAAAUGCGGCUAAUAUGCCCCUUUUUAUCCCAUAAAAUCCACGAAAUGCCAGUCUCCUUCAAGAAACCUCACUUGUGUGUCCGGUCUAUCAGAUCUCUGUACAUGGCCUUGACGUCCUGAACGUCCGCCUUGAGCUCCUCCACCUCCUCGCUCUUCUCGCCCAGCAGUUCGAGGGUGGUCUCGUACCGCUGGUUGACAGCCGCGACUUCUGCCUCUAGCGCAGCGACGCGGUCCUUAGCCGAGCGGCCGGCCUCGGCCUCGCGCAUCAGCGCC
Messenger RNA from Pyricularia grisea, 1275 nucleotides. RefSeq lists its product as uncharacterized. Gene Ontology annotation, molecular function: protein binding. The record is from RefSeq and is a predicted model, not a curated record. The transcript has 6 exons. The coding region runs from base 105 to 833 and encodes 242 amino acids. Gene Ontology annotation, cellular component: cytoplasm; nucleus. Lineage: Eukaryota; Fungi; Ascomycota; Sordariomycetes; Magnaporthales; Pyriculariaceae.